Molecule: messenger RNA, 1122 nt
Organism: Coprinopsis cinerea okayama7#130
Lineage: Eukaryota; Fungi; Basidiomycota; Agaricomycetes; Agaricales; Psathyrellaceae
Exons: 6
Coding region: 1-1122 (373 amino acids)
Molecular function (GO): GTP binding; GTPase activity
Source: RefSeq, a predicted model, not a curated record
AUGGACGACGACCACCACUACCCCGUCAUGGAUCCCUAUUCACGUUCUCGUUAUGACCAGGGCAUUGAUAGCAAGAUUACCCUACUCAUCCCAACCGUCGCAGGCGUUGGCAAGACCAGUCUUUUGCAACGGUACACCCAAAACAAGUUUGACCCCAAGAACACGACCUCGACCAGCGGGGCCUUCUUUGUAACCAAGAAAGUCUAUGUCAACGGCGUCAAGGUACGCCUGCAGCUAUGGGAUACAGCCGGUCAGGAAAGAUUCAGGAGUAUGGCUCCCAUGUAUUAUCGAGGCGCUAAUGCGGCUCUUCUGUUGUACGAUAUCACCAAUUUCUCAACCUUUGAGGACAUUCGAGGCUGGCUGGAAGAGCUCAAAAAGAACUGUCCUCCUGAAUUGUUAAUCUACAUCGUUGGUGCCAAGGCGGACCUGUCUGAGCAGCGGCAGGUCACCUCAGACCUUGCACGUCUGUCACUGCACAACUGGUUCCCUCCACCACGCAUCCCUACACCUCCGCCACCUCCACCUCCACCUCCAUCAACUCUCGGCUCCUACAUUCGCCCGCGGUUCACAUCGUUUCCGGGUCUCAAAUCGCCAACGUUUGGCAUGUCUUCUUCGCCUCCCGCUCCCACUUCGCCCGAAACCCCCGCGUAUUUGGAUCUUCCCCCCGGUCGAUCAUCUGCACUUCAAAGAAGUAGAACACAAGGUCCCACUCGUCCGAGAACUGCUGGCUCUCUUACCCGUUCGAAUACUAGCUCGACAUCGCGAACGCCUCAGUCUUCCCGAUUUGGGUUUGGGGGCUACGAUAAUAUGGAUAACAGCAGCAACAGCAUCGAGGAGGAAGACGAGUCAGGGGAUGACGAACGUGAAUGGGGGCUGAGCAAAGGGAUGGAACUUUUCGAGGUGUCUGCCAAGGAUGACUUUGGUAUACAAAACCUGUUCGACCAUCUGAUAUCAGCUAUCAUCCUACGGAAGGACGCUAUCGAGCGAGAGAACGAGCUGAGGAAGCGGGAUAGCGUCUUUUUGUCCACAGUCAGCCAGCCGACAUGGGCAGCGCAAGCGGACGAAGAGGAGGCCCGCGAAAAGGCCCAGCAGCAACGGGCUGGUAGUUGGAACUGCUGUUAG